UCGAACUUCUCGAAAUUAGUUGAUUUUUGAUCGCGAGAAUAUGGUCUUAUCGUCCAAAUGAUAUUGCUGGUGGUAAAUGUUAAAGAAAUGAAAAAAGCAGAUGAUGAAUUGUUUAGUCUUACCGAAAAGAAAAGGUUAAACGACGAUGGAGAAAGUCAAUCUAAAGCGGGAGUUGGUCAUCAUGAAGAAGAUUUCAUGGAAGAGGAAUUUGACGGAGAUUUCUGGAUUAAGGUCAAUAAAAAACAGAAUAAAGGAAUGUCAUGGAAUAGAGCAAUGGAUGAAGUUACUGCUGAAAAACUGAUUCGUAAGUUCAAAGACAAUGGGAAAUUGGACUCUGAAGAUCCAGCACUCUUGAUGUUGAAAAGAUGGCCAGCAUCUAAGCAAUACCAAGAGAAUCCUGAGAAACUUCCAGGACUUGAACAGCUGGUAAAUCGAUUGUUGGAAAUUCUGUUGGAAAGUGAACUGAACUCAGAUAACAGAUAUGGGAUGUUCAGAGAUGUGGAUGAUAAAGCAGGGAAGACAUUGCUGCACUAUGCUGCAGAACUUGGAUUUUUGUGUGUCACUAGAACUCUGUUGAAUAAAUUUCCAUUGCUUUUGACAGUGGAGACGAUAACACUGAAGAAAAAGCGAGCGCUGUUACCAGUUGACAUGGCAUUAAUAGCAGAGAAUGAUGAAGUGGCAGCAUAUUUGAUAAGAAUGAAGUGGCCUGACAGAGCCCUGAGUCUCUUUUCAUGGAAUCCAGGUAAUAUGACAAACCCUCAGCCGUCCCAUGUCAGUCUCAAAUCCAUUAUUGACAAUCCAAAGAUGAAGAAAACAGUGGUAGCUGUGUUAGAUCAGAUGGUGAUCCCGCACUGGCCGCAUCUUCCAAAACGUAAGGAGAGGUACGAGAGUGAAGAAGAGAAAGAGGCAAUUGAAGGGGUCUGGUGUACAAUGACUGAAAAUCCUUUGAAUUAUCAGUUUUGUUAUCAUGUACUGGAUGCUGAUGAGGGAGGACGACCUCCAAAGAUCAAUAUGUCAGCAGAGGAACAACAAGCAUAUAAUGAGUAUUUUAACUGGAGAGACAAGUCUUGUUUACAUGUGAUUGCAAAAAGCUAUAACAUGGAGGCACUGCAGCAUCCAGUGGUCAGAAUGUUGAUCGAAACAAAGUGGAGAAGCUACGGACACUGGUUUCUCUGCCUUCAAGCAGGAUUAUAUGUCAUCUUCUUGCUGUGCUUGUCAUAUUCUCUGCUGUAUGGUUCAACCAAACCAGACCCCACUCAGUACAGGGGCGGGGCAGAUUUCCUUCGUGGGCUUUGUGAGGUGGUCACCCUCUCUAUGGUAUUGUUUUAUAUCUACGAAGAAGUCAAUCAAAUGAGAUUGUAA
Molecule: messenger RNA, 1362 nt
Organism: Stylophora pistillata
Lineage: Eukaryota; Metazoa; Cnidaria; Anthozoa; Scleractinia; Pocilloporidae
Biological process (GO): calcium ion import across plasma membrane
Cellular component (GO): plasma membrane
Molecular function (GO): calcium channel activity
Source: RefSeq, a predicted model, not a curated record